UGUUCCGACUCCGAGCCUUCCUUUCUUGGGUACGAAGUUGAAUCUCAGCCACACGAUCCAUCUACCCUCCUCCCCAUCAAACGUAUCAAUCAAUCCCGUUACCACCAUCACCAUCAUCAUCAAUGACGUCUCUCAAUUCCAUUCAAUCCCCACUGCUCUUUCUGCUCGAUCUCCUUAAUAAAUUUUCGGUUCUUAUCUCCACAACAAGAAUAAUAAUAACAAAAUAAAAGAACCCAUAAUUUCCCUCCUCUCUCUCACUCUCCCUACCGAAUCCCUAUACAUACGCAUUUCCAGACCCUGUUUCCUCUCCCCAAACAGAAAGCUCAAAAUCAGCUCCUUCUACUCUGUCAUCUUCCAUUCUUCUCGCAGCAAUUUUCUGCUCUAGCCAUGGCCAGUAACAACGGAGAUGUGAAACUGAUCGGCGCCUGGGCGAGCCCUUACGUAAUGAGGCCUAGAAUCGCUCUCAACGUCAAAUCCGUCGAGUACGAGUUCCUCCAGGAGCAGUUCGGGUCCAAGAGCGAGCUCCUCCUCAAAUCCAACCCUGUCCACAAGAAAAUCCCUGUCCUUCUGCACAACGGCAAACCCAUUUGCGAAUCCAGCAUCAUCGUCGAGUACAUCGACGAGGUAUGGUCCUCCGGCCCUUCCAUCCUCCCUUCCGACCCGUACGAUCGCGCCGUCGCCCGCUUCUGGGCUGCCUACCUCGACGAAAAGUGGUUUCCGAACGUGAGAGGGGCGGCAGCUGCGUCGAGCGAGGAGGCGAAGAACGCGGCGGUGGAUCAGCUGAAGGAAGGCAUGGCGCUGCUGGAGGGAGCGUAUGUGGAGAUCAGCAAAGGGAAGGAUUUCUUCGGCGGGGAGAAGAUUGGGUUUAUCGACAUUGCGUUUGGGAGCAUGUUGGCGUGGUUGAGAGCCCUGCAAGUGAUGCUGGGAGGAGUGAAGCUUCUCGACGAGGAGAAGACGCCUGGUUUGUGCAAAUGGGCUGCCAAAUUCUCGGCCGAUCCUGCUGUGAAGGACGUCCUGCCUGAAACAGAGAAGAUCAUCGAGUUUGCCAAGCUCCUCGUUGCCAAAAUCAAAGCUGCAGCAGCCUCCUCUUAGAAGAUGGAUGUGUGUUUUGGGAGAUUGUUGUUUUGAAGGUCUGUUUUGAAGGUUUGUGUUGUUGUUGUACUUUCAUGUUGAAUCGAGGGAAAUCGGAGCUGUCCAUCCCCUUUAUGUUUUACUCUGUUUUGGGCAGCGAUCACAUUAUAGAAAUGAGUUCUAGUUUCUGAUCUUACUACGGGAACUAUGUCAUUUGUUUUUUUUACUUUUUUUCGCCCUACAUUUCAAGGUUUGUCCACCAUCG
Linum tenue is the source of this 1336-nucleotide messenger RNA. NCBI's taxonomy places the organism in Eukaryota, Viridiplantae, Streptophyta, Magnoliopsida, Malpighiales, Linaceae. The record is from the annotation of a GenBank genome assembly.